AUGGAAGCACAGAAUAUCACAAGGGUGUCAGAGUUUAUCCUCUUAGGAUUCUCACAGACCCGGGACCUUGAGAAAUUCCUGUUCCUGGUGUUCCUAUUUGUCUAUGUCACCACCGUUGUGGGAAACCUCCUUAUCAUGGUCACAGUGACUUUUGACUGCCGGCUCCACAUGCCCAUGUAUUUUCUGCUCCGAAACCUGGCUGUCAUAGACCUCUGUUAUUCCACUGUCACUUCUCCAAAGAUGCUGGUGGACUUCCUUCAUGAGGUCAAGACCAUCUCCUACCAGGGCUGCAUGACUCAGAUCUUCUUCUUUCACCUCUUGGGAGGUGGGACUGUCUUCUUUCUCUCAGUGAUGGCUUAUGACCGCUACAUAGCCAUCUCCCGGCCCCUCCACUAUGUCACCAUCAUGAACACUCAGCUCUGUGUGGGGCUAGUGGUGGCUGCUUGGUUAGGGGGAUUUGUUCACUCCAUUGUCCAGCUGGCUUUGAUGCUCCCCUUGCCUUUUUGUGGUCCCAAUGUUCUGGAUAACUUCUACUGUGACAUCCCACAAGUGCUGAGACUUGCCUGCACUGACACCUCCCUCCUGGAGUUCCUCAUGAUCUCCAACAGUGGAAUGCUCGUUCUCAUCUGGUUCCUUCUCCUUCUGAUUUCUUACACAGUCAUCCUGGUGAUGUUGAGGUCCCAUUCAGAGCAGGCGAGGAAGAAGGCAGCUUCUACCUGCACCACCCACAUCAUUGUGGUGUCUAUGAUCUUCAUUCCCUGUAUCUAUAUCUAUGCCCGGCCCUUCACCCCCUUCCCCAUGGACAAGGCUGUGUCCAUCAGCUACACGGUCAUGACCCCCAUGCUCAAUCCCAUGAUCUAUACUCUGAGGAACCAGGAGAUGCAGGGAGCCAUGAAGAGAUUAGGCAAGCGUCUAGUGAUAUGUAACAGGGAGUGA
Messenger RNA from Lynx canadensis (Canada lynx), 936 nucleotides. Its product is annotated as olfactory receptor 4D1. Gene Ontology annotation, biological process: G protein-coupled receptor signaling pathway. The record is from RefSeq and is a predicted model, not a curated record. Lineage: Eukaryota; Metazoa; Chordata; Mammalia; Carnivora; Felidae. The transcript has a single exon. Gene Ontology annotation, molecular function: olfactory receptor activity; G protein-coupled receptor activity. Gene Ontology annotation, cellular component: membrane. Bases 1 to 936 code for a protein of 311 amino acids.